AAAUUUAUGACUGGCCGAGGGCUCGGAGCGGUACUCGUGUUCGCCGACUGCUCUUGCCAUCAUUUUCGUGCUAUACUAUCUCAGGCAACUUGUUGGAAGUGGCCGACCGACGGCACUUCUGGUGGAACGCGCUCAACGCGUCGGGAGGGACAAGUGCCAAGCGACGGCUGAAACGUGUCGCAGGGCGGUACCUGGAAACGGAGCGGGCGAGUACGGAAGGGCGGAAAUCAUAUAAGUUCGCACCUGUAUUGCUGUAGUCCCCAGUCGUUUGUGGCCCCACCAGCCUCUCACUCCCUUUGCGCCCAUGAGAUGGGAAGGUGCUGGCUGGCUAACACCCUUGCCGCACCAGGAUUUCCUAGACAACUACCUGCAGGUCCAUUGGUGUUCAGACGGAAGCGGGUAUCAAUCAAUGACACAAUUACCAUCAGAAACCUGGGAGAACGUGUUGGACCAUUUGAGCAGCGACACCGCUACUCUCGUAUGCUGCGCAUUGGUCUCUCGGUUGUUCUCGUGGAAAAGUCGCUAUCUACUGUUCAGCCGCGUCAGACUCACAAGUCGGAAAAGCCUAUAUUCCCUGGCAAGGGUCGCGAAGGAUAGGGACCUUCGGUUUCCGUGGCAUGACCCUCAGGAGCUUCAGUUGGAGGAGAGGCCAUCAUAUCAGAACUUCCAAGGUUCAUUCGUCCACCUCGCGCCCAUUAUAUUGGCAAGAUAUUUGACCAAACUGGAGGUUCUAUCAUUCUCGUCGGUCAAUUGGCAUGCAGAAACGCUGAUGCUCAGCUCCCCAUUCCAACUGGCAAUCUCCUCCCUAGUGUCUUUGAAGACGCUAUCGAUCAGUAAAUGCGUGUUUCCAAACCUCCAUGAGCUUUACCGUCUCAUCCGUUGCAUGCCGCAACUUACAUCACUGAAUGUGUCCGAAUGCGGCGUACGGUUCGCGCGAAGAACACCGGAAGACGCUUUGCCCAUCCUGCGCCUCGGACUGACUCGGCUGGUAAUACAAGAUUGCCCAGCCAUCGUCUCCGAAGAUCUCAUUAGCUGCCUCCAGGGCAGUCCGACCUGUCACACUCUGCAUACAUUCGUCUUGAAGACGGACUCUCCGUGGGACCACGCGAGCAUAUUGACGGCCUGGGGGGACCAGUUGGAGCACUUUGAAGUUGACAGUUGACAAUGGACAAAGCGACGCAUAUAAAGGACUCGACGCGGCACAGACUCGCGAUGAGUGUUCCGGUGACAUGUCAUCUCGCAUCGCCGAAUGACACAUACACUCCAUCGAUACAAAGCAAGCCGCAGCAUGCCCCGAUGCUGCAAUGGCAAAUUCGUCGGUGGAUUCCUUUAGACCAGUGGAGAACAUGGCAUUCUGUCAUGAAUUGCAUUUGCGAAGCACCUUUCAGACAAAAGAGGCUCCCUUCACUCUUCGUCCACCCUCUUGGUCACAAGGCGGCUAUCUCAAUUCGGGGGAUC
This is a messenger RNA of Laetiporus sulphureus 93-53, 1458 nucleotides long. RefSeq lists its product as uncharacterized. Lineage: Eukaryota; Fungi; Basidiomycota; Agaricomycetes; Polyporales; Laetiporaceae. The transcript has 3 exons. Bases 305 to 1162 code for a protein of 285 amino acids. Gene Ontology annotation, molecular function: protein binding. The record is from RefSeq and is a predicted model, not a curated record.